This is a messenger RNA of Saccostrea cuccullata (small rock oyster), 1954 nucleotides long. RefSeq names its product neurocalcin homolog. Gene Ontology annotation, molecular function: calcium ion binding. The transcript has 3 exons. Lineage: Eukaryota; Metazoa; Mollusca; Bivalvia; Ostreida; Ostreidae. The record is from RefSeq and is a predicted model, not a curated record. Bases 178 to 738 code for a protein of 186 amino acids.
AGUUUUAAUUUCCGUAAAUUAUACAUGAAGUAUAUUGUGUUUUAGCAUCAUCAUGAUCGCAACGCGCCGGAAUCCGUAACUACACAUGGCAUGCAAGAACAAGCACCGAGCGAUGAGACAAAACACAGGAAUUCUGUGAGACAAAUUAGAAAAUUUUAUUAGGCUUAUCACUGACAGAUGGGUAAAAAGAGCAGCAAGCUAAGACCAGACACACUGGAGGAUCUAAAAUCACAGACCAAAUUUAGUGAUGCAGAAAUAUUAGAAUGGUAUAAGGGGUUUAAAUUCGAAUGUCCAAACGAAGAAUUGUCUAUAGAGGAGUUCCGAAACAUUUACCGGGGUCUUUUCCCAACCGGUAAUGCAGAAAAAUUCGCCGAACACGUCUUUCGAGCCUUCGAUGAAAAUCGAGACGGAAUCUUGGAUUUUCGAGAAUUUAUGUGUGCUCUUAGUGUGAGUUCAAGAGGCACAGUAGAAUCUAAAGCGAUGAUGGCAUUUAAGAUCUACGACUUGGAUAGAGAUGGGUUCAUCACUGAAAGUGAAAUGACUGAAAUAUUGAGGGCAAUGAACAAGAUGACAAGCGAGAACAACAUGGGUCUGUCCCCCGAGGAGAAAACAAGGGAAAUCUUUCUCAGAAUGGACAAAAACCAAGAUGGAAGCCUGUCCAUGUCGGAAUUCGUUAAGGGGGUGCAGACCGAUUCAUCUAUAAUGCACAUUCUCACUUCCGCUUCAAAUACAGGAUGACAGUUUCGAAUAUGCAUUUGACAAUUUCUAAUGUUUCAUUUGUGACGUUGAUCUUUCUAGUCAAUACAUUUUGUACUUAAAAUGUCUACCAACACUAGGCUUAAAUUCACUCUAAAUCUUACCUCUUCUUCGUAGUACUCGUAUAUGUAGUUUUACGCUGAAAAUGCAAAAAGAUAAUUUGCCCUAUACCAUUUAUAUUCAAAAUGUUAACGUCGACUUAUUUCCUCUGGCCAAAGACCAGAAAACUUCAUAGUAUUGUAAGGUAUGGAUCUCUUGCGGUUUUUCCUCUAAAUGGUACUCAUCUCAGUGCAUUAUGGUACAGUGAAUUUCAAGUUGAAUUAUUUGCCUUCUGUCCUUAUGUUUUAUUCAAGAGAAAAAAAAAGUUUGGAUAUUUUUUGCUUAAUUUUUAAAUACCGGUACACAUGCAUACCCGUUAGGGGGAAAAACUACAUGUACAUCUACAAGAGAGAGGACAGAUCCCUGCCCACUAUAAUAUCAUUUACUGGUACUAUGGUAUGAUGUUGGGAAAGAGAGAAUGUCAAAUCUUCAACUAUAUAGGUAGACUUACUAUCUCAAUUUAUUAUCACGAAAUAAUAAUUAUAUACGACCUUUGGGAUGAACAUACGCUAUCUCUUGUAAAUUCAAAGCACAUGUACAUGUACCUGUAACGCGAAUUCACACAGUUAUAAGUUCUCAAGUAAGUUUUACUAUUAAAGCCUAGUCUCUGAUUACAGAACAAUGUACUGGUAUUAAAUUACUCAUGACCUCUCAGUAUUAAAGCAAAUUCCAUGGCCUCUUGGACCGAGGUUCUUGUUUUAGGGCUCUAUCAUUUGUGAAAAUACAUUAAUUCUUUGAAAAUCUUUGUUUAAAUGAGUAUUUAUUUAGUAGACAAACUAAGUGUAAGGUUAUGAUGAGCCUGGAUGUCUUCAAAAAAUUUAAAAGUUAUUACCCGUGGCCUGGGGGUCUGGAUAACAUUAGGACUCAUAAUUCAUAUAAUAAAAAUGCAUUAAAUAACGUUUUGACUUUUUCCCUACUUAAUCAUUUCGAGGCACACUGAGUGCCAGAACUGCGAAAUUUGACUUUUUGGCCACUGGGUCAAUAUGAGUGAAAAAUUCUCGAGAGGGACAUUAAACAACAUACAGACAAACUCAACAAUCCCCAUGAUAAAUUAAAGUCCUGGCUUUUUGAUAUAACUGACAGCUGCUUUUUCAAUAAA